AUGGGUUCACUUAAAUGUUUUAUCUUAGGAUUUCAAGAAUUUCUUACAACACCUAGUCGUUUAUGGAGAAUGCAUUAUCAUUUAACACAGCUCACAUCUAGUAAUGCACAAAAUACCAAAAUUCAUGAGCAUCAACGUGAACGACAAAAACGUUUACAAAUUCGAAUUCCAAGUUCAGAUAGAUUAACAAGUAUUGCAUCACAUAUUGAACUGCCUGGUUCAAGUGUUGAGAAGUUAGCCAAGUCUAAUGUUGAUUCACCUAUUUCACUUCCGAAUUUAUCUCCAUCUUCAUCAUCAUCACCGUCGUCAUUGUCAACAACAUCAACAUCUCAAAUAAAACGUUCAUCAUCAGAUUCACAGGGUUUAUUGGAACCAUUGGCAAGAAUGUGGUUGAUAAAUGUAGGACUGAUAUUGGUGUUAGCCAUAAUCUCGUAUUUAUUUUCCCUAAUUCCACUAACCCCAUCACUUGUAUCAUGGUUCGAGUCUUCACGUUUCUGUCACUUCGUCCAUCGAUUAUUCUCAUGCAGUGUACACAUAGCAUUGCUUUUAUUUAUGGAGUUAGUCAAUCUUUUGUACUUGAAAAAAAUAUGCGAUCGUAUAACCUUGUUAUCCAUGACUAAAGAAUAUCGGUAUAUUCAAAGAACUACUACACGAUGUUGUAUACUUUUUACUGGUUUAUCAAAAUUUUCUGCUAAUGAUCGUUCAAAUGUUUUCUUAAACUCUGCAAUCGGUGGUACAAUCAUGGAUCGUUUAUAUACACUAAUCUUUUUUAUGAUAUUUCAAUUACAAUGGAGUUUAUUGGCUACAUUGUCAGCAAAUUACUGGAUUGGUCACGUGAUCAACGCUUUCUCUGUUGCUUUCUUGUAUGCAUGUUAUGCAUUUGAAUAUCGUUGGCGACAAGUUGCCGGCACUACCUUUGAAGGAUUUUUAGGAAGAAUUGUUGAUAAUUGGACAUAUUUCCUCGGAUACGGUCUACCACUUGGUUGUGCAUCUAUUGUAUUCCCACAUUUUAUUGGUUGGGGUGGUGUAAUUCUUGCAAUAGGUUAUCCAGUUCUUGUAAUUGGUGCAUUAGGUAGUCGUUGGCGUCCAUUUGAUGUGAAUAUUAAUGUGAAAGAUGAAUGGAAAUUAUUUCAUUUAUUACGUUAUUGUUUAAUUAUUUCACUUCGACCAGCAUUAUGGGUUUCUAAUUUAGUUGUACAAACUACUGCAUGGUUUGUUUAUCAAUUUUGGUUUCGACAAAAUUAUCCAAUUACCAAUGAUGAAAGUCGUCAAUUUUGA
Messenger RNA from Schistosoma curassoni, 1278 nucleotides. Lineage: Eukaryota; Metazoa; Platyhelminthes; Trematoda; Strigeidida; Schistosomatidae. The record is from the annotation of a GenBank genome assembly.